Spirometra erinaceieuropaei is the source of this 11538-nucleotide messenger RNA. NCBI's taxonomy places the organism in Eukaryota, Metazoa, Platyhelminthes, Cestoda, Diphyllobothriidea, Diphyllobothriidae. The record is from the annotation of a GenBank genome assembly.
AUGCUGGAACUGACACUAUUCGGCAAGGUAUAUGGUGCCAUUUAAUGUUGAUUCUUUCCAAUAAACGAACCAUCUAACAUUGUACGGCCCAAGCACGAGGUAAGUUUUACGUGGGCAAAAGUGCCUCUUUUGGAGUUUUAAACUUACGAGGAUUCGCAGCCAAUAAUCGGUGAUGUGGAGAUAAGACAUAAUUUCGCCAGGAAAUAAGUUAGCAUGCCACCUUGACGCCGAAAUCAGAUUAUCAUGUUAACCCCAGGUUUUUAACUGAUUGGAAUUUUGUCGUUUAGAAUAAAAGCGAGGUUUAUUGGUUGCUGACUGUCAGUAAAAAUGCUAAUUGCUUUCGGUCUAUCGGUUAGCCGGAUUUAUAAGAAGAGUUGUUGUGUCAAUCGGGUAGGUGUCUGGUUUCAUGCAUGGAGCGAAUAUGCGAGUCCAAGGUUCAUGUGGCAAAGAAGAUAAACGCGCGAUCACUGGGACAGUACACGUAUUAGUCUGAGCUUUCGGUCUCAUACAGGAGGCCAUCGCCCGAGACUGAGAAUGCUGUCAGCUUAGCAGUUAUUGUAGGUUUCUAGUUUGUUCAAAUACCGAGAGAACAAAAUCCUAUUUUAAGUUCAUCGCCUGCCUCGACACUUUCCUACUUUAAGGUUUGUGGGUGGAAGUAUUAGUGGAAACACGAGCUCUUUCCAAGCCGACAGCUUAGAGUAUUAAGCUUGUGCGCAACGAAAGAGCAGAUAAAUUGUUUCGGCUGAAGCAGGUGUCCUCGCCUUGCACACGCUGGAACUGACACUAUUUGGCAAGGUAUUUGGUGCCGUUUAAUAUUGAUUCUUUCUAAAAAGCGAGCUAUCGACAUAGUGCACGGCCUGGGUAAAUUGUAUGUGGACAGAAGUCUCACUUUUCGGGUUUUUAAGUUACUAGAAUUCACAGCCAAUAGUCAGUAAUGUGGAGAGAAGUUUCCAAUGUAAACGCGAAUAUAUCUAGUGGGUGUUGUACAUGUGCAAGUCGACUGUGGCGUGCCGGAGCGCUUGGAUUAGAUCAGUUUGUGCCCUUCCGGGUCGUCCAGAGUACUGUUUUUGUCAAGAACUACUGCCCCACUCAGCAGCAAUAAACAUUAUUCAGAAUGAAAAGGGUGUUUAGUGGUCUCAGACUAUUAGUAAAAAAUACUUAUUGAAUUUCAUCUGUCAGCCGAUCUUAAAAGUAGAUUUGUCGUGUCAGUUAGGUAGGUUUCUAGUUUGUGCGUCUUCUUGUUCGUAUACCAAGAGAAUAAAGUUUUUCUGCCUUAAGGUCACGCGUGUCUCGACGUUUUUCUACGUCAAGGUUUGUAGGUGGAAGUAUUAGUGGCCACACGAGCUCUUUCCAAGCCGACAGCUUAGAGUAUUAAGCUUGUGUGCAACGAAAGAGCAGAUAAAUUGUUUCGGCUGCAGCAGGUGUCCUCGCCUUGCACACGCUGGAACUGACACUUCGCUUUAUUUGGCGGGCCAUUCGCCGCUGUUUGACGUUAAGUGUUUACCGUUGUGACCAGACUGUAAAUACUGACGUUCACUUUAUUCGGUUUUUCAGACAACGGGGACAAAAACGACCCAUUUUAAACCCGACGGCUUUUACAACAGUAGAUGUGAUGUUAACUCCAGGACGGUCUCUGUUUGUUUAGGAAUCUAUUACUACAAUCCUGAACGACUUCAAGCUUAAUCGUAGCGGUUUAAACCAUCCAGCAGCGCCUAAAAUCUUUGUUUCUCACUUAGUCGGAUGUCGGGCUGACCGGCACUUUUAGGUGUCUUGCUUUGUAUUCGGUUUGUAAGUCGGAAAUAAACGCUUUACUGCUAUUACCUGGCAGUUGGUGACCUCACCGCUUAAGUGACUACGCAAAUCCAUUUACGAGCCUCAUUCAAACUUCUGCUUCUCACCCCUCUCAGUUGUCCGCGUUGAAUCUUUCCAACAAUCGUCUGAAUCAUCUCCAGUCGUUUGCUGACAUCGCCGCCAAGGCAGGACCAGUGGCCUUCUCGGUGGAGCGCAUUGAUUUAAGUGGAAACUUCUUCCACCAUCCAAACAACCUCCAGCCGCUGCAAUUUAUACCUGGCCUUACGUCAUUGGACGUCACGGAAACUCCCCUCGGGGGUAAACUUCAGAACCCAGCUCAGGCCAAGGCGCUUCAAGCGUAAGUCACAGUUCUAGUAAUUUCACCUUCAUCCUAGAGCCGUCCAGUCCCUCCAGGAAUAGAGCUAUAAUCUCAGGGGAGGUGGCAUACACAAAUGGCAUAGCAUUAGUGUAAAGGUGUUGACGCAGUGGGGAAAAAAGACCCUUAGUUUAAGAUCGUUGCAGUGGACCGGAAGGUCGUGACAAAUGAGCACCGUUUUCACCAAUAAAUUUAACGCGUCUUCGAGCUCUAACAUGCAGCCCCCUUCAUGCAAUUUUCUUUUUACGUGGCUCCAAUAGCAUUUAUUGCAUUUGCCUUCCAGUCGUAGCGUCAAAAAAGUUGACCAUUUUGUUCAAUGCGUCAUAUAAGGGGAGCUGUACGCAGGACUUUCCAGUCUCUGAAGAUGGGUAGACGGGUCAACUACUUGAAACGUCGGACCUCCAAUAAACCCCUCCCGGUGAACGCCUCUUCUUUUGAAGAUGGGAGUCAUUGUGACUAAAGAUGAAAUUUCUGCCUAAGGAGUCUAAAUCAGCGUCCACGUCUACCAGUGUGCUACGAUGGCCAGUAAGACGCUUAAGAUUCUUCCAAAUUUCAGCGGAUGAAAGAGAAAAAGAAAGGGAAGAAGUGGCAAAAAGGUGACUAACAAACAAGUCAUUUAGUCUGGCAAUCUCUGCUUUUAUUAAAACGGCAACGUCCUGAAGGCUGUCACUCAAGCCUAGCUUGUAAAGGAGUUCUUUUUUUAGGCAGGGGGAAGAAAUUCUAUCCGGUCGUACCAUAACAGUAUCAAAAGGGCAGCAAAUAUCGAAAAUUUCAUUUAAAAACGCUGUCAGGUUGGAAGAACAGGAUUAAACAUUAGAAUGUUCAAGGAAAGUGGGAUAGUAAGAGAAAUGCAAGUCUGAAGCAUGAGAAUGUUUUGGGCGGACGUGUUGCGAACCUUAACCUUUCUCUCGGGCUUGGCAAGCAGUGCACAUUUUGAAGUGGAAUAGAUUUUUGGAAGACACAAUAAAGUGGAAUGAUCAGAACCUGACAACGGAGCCCUGUUUUUUACGUAAAAAAGCUUGUUGUGGUUAGUCAGAAUAUGAUCAAGAGGGGCAUCUGCGCGAGUAUUAAAGGAGACAAGAUCAUCGAAGUGUAAGGGGACGCAAAUUCACGCGAUUAAAAUCACCGCAUAAGAGAGCAAGAUAGUCGCAGGACAAUAUAGCAACUUUUAGUGAAAAGAAGUCGAAAAAAUGGGUAAGGGCACCUUCACACGAAGAGGGGGGAACGUAAAUACUAACAAGUACACUGCCUUUGAAAUUACUUAACAAACGGGGCUUACAUAGAACAGCGAUGACAUCUAUCAAGUCAGCAGAGUAAGAAAAUAGGGACCUUCAGUCUAUACACCAAUUUUGAUUAACAAAAUUGACAACGCCUCCACCUCUGCCACAAAAUAUUUUCUAUCCGUACGAAAGCGGUAGAAAGAUGGAGGAGUAAUAAGUUGCGAAUCAAUGUCACCAUUUAACCAUCUCUUUUGAAGGCAAGCCACUUCAGUUCUACUGUGUUCUUUUUUUCGACAAGAAACCUGGAAUUGACAAUUUGUUCCUCGACUGCAGCUUGAAUGCGUGUUGCUAGCCACACCGGUUUUUUCCUAUGCAUAGGCCUUUGUUGACGCAAAUUUGAUAAAUUUAGCACGGAACAAUCGCAAAUGCGACAUAUUGGCCGAAAAGUGCAGCAGUUUGCAUCAUGGACAUUCUUUAGUGAAAUGGACUUUAAUUCCCUUCAAAAGGGUGCUAGCGAACUGUAGAGAUGGCCUCAUAAUCUUAGUUCAGACAAACAAGGGAUGCAAAACAGUUUAAUAUACCGAAGGUAGGUAGGCACAGUAAUGUACAGUUUAUAAAAACCACACGUGAAUGGAGAGCUACAAAAAAUGGCCGCUCAAAUUCAAAAGCCCGCCCAACGAUUUGGUCCAGCGAUGGGUCCAUGUUCGCGCAAUUUCCUUUUCACUGUACUCCAAUAUGCUUCUAUAGCGUUGGUAUUCUUCUUCGUGGUCGGAUCCACAAAAUUGGCGGAGUGAUUUACCGUCGUAUGGCGUAUGAGCCGAUGACCCAGUAAUGCCUACACAGCCGUCCAGCAUUGUAUUUCCUACGGCUGACCAUCGUUUUAUCAAUCUGAACUUCAAUUCCAGGGCCGCUAAGUUGUCGUGUUUCCCACAGUGGCGCCGUUGAGUAGACGUCCUGACAGGCCCAGUACCAGCCGUCGACUGUGUUAUGCCCAACCUCGACCUACUGCUCGCACUGUUUCACCCUAUCUACUCUCACGAAGACGAGCAGCAUUUUCGUAAUCUUCGUUUAUGUGAGACGGCUACUCUCAAACAGCGAGCCACUUUGAAGUGACUUUCUUCGCCGACGUCGGCUGCAUUGAAAGACCAUACCAUCAAAGCGCAGUCUCUGCAAAUGCCUCUUCUGACGAUGCGUUUCCACGGGCAUUUCGAUCGCUCUUCCUGUGUUGUCCACUGUUGGUCGUGCAUCGGCUUGAGGGUGCCUAAGUUUGGCAAUGGCGGACUAGGUCAUAGGCGUUCUACGAUAAGAAUGUAUAACUUUUUCAAAUUCUUCGAGUGUACUGCUUGCUUUUUUAGAAAAAAUAAUUCAUGUUUAACUGACAUUGGUCUGGCUGACUUUCAAUUAAAUGUCACAUCUACCCCAGUUAUAGGUUUGCGUACGUGUUCAUUUGGCAUAUCUUACAUUUGUUGGCCUCUUGGGCGGCUUGGUUGUGUCACGCUACAAUGUAGCAGUAUGUCGUGUCGUUGGGUCAGCGUUCCGACCUCUUAUGGGGUUCACCAGCGCCAUCCUUCCUUGGAAUUCCUUUGACCAUCUCGUUUCCCUGAUCUCGGAGCCCGGCACAUUUCAUGUACAGGUGCUAUACUUAGCCACCUUUAGUAUAUAGUUUCUCUGACGCAGUCCAAUCGAACAGGAAGUUUGGUAGUGGUUGCCCAUCUAAAACAGCCACGGAAUGCAGUUGUUUCCCCUCUACCGAAACUUAGCUUGUUGCCAAAGAAGCCAUUCAGGAGCCAGUAUGCAAACAGCGUACGAUCCGAAACCCUGAGCACUAACAACUGCUGUAAUGGUGGUUUCUGCAGUUUUUGUUUAGUGACCAGUUCAACAACACAUUUUGUCGGCAUUUCGGAACUCUACCUUCCGCUUCCACUAACUUGCCCAUUUUGUUAGCUUUUAACCCAGGACUUUCUUGAUCAGCUGAUGUGUCUGUGUGCCUCGUCAGCUGCUUCUCAUGGGCGACUAUAACCGGCAACUUCCUGUCUAUUUUCGUCUUUGUUUGUGGUCUUGUCAUAAUCCCUUCACUGAUUUCGUUUGACAAUGGACUCCUUGGACGUCUUCGAUACGGACAGACGAAUCCUUCACUUCGUGCCCGCUUUGAAGACCCUCGUAAGUUACUUAUCUUUUGACCCUGCAUUGUGCUUUCCCUGAUUUAAUGGUAUUCCCUUCUUCCAUAUGCUGAUCUCGAAAACCGGAAGUUUAGAUGAGCUUUACCUUUAAAUUGCGUUGCCUAUGCUUGUGGAUGUACUUCAGGAUGCGUCGUUGCGUCGUCUAUCUCUUUGCAUGGGUUCUUCGGUAUUCCAAAUGAGGCGUAUAAGUUAAAAUACACGUUUAGGUGUGUAUAUACAAUAAUAUUGACAAAAUAUGGAUUAAAAGGAAAACAUACAAAUCUCAACAGUGGAUACCCUUGCCAAAGAAUUCCAUAGUCAAUAUUCUAACGAACCGGGUUUUCAACACCAGUUUAGACUAGGAAUCCACCCCUACCACAGCGUCAGCUUUGGAAGUGUACGCCCGUCUUGACCUGUAAGCAAAAUCCUAACUUCCUUUUUUAAGAUGCCACCCGUCGUUCUAACAUAUACGGUUAUAACUGGGUCGUCGCGACUCCCUUUGCACCUAUUUAUCACCCCCUAAAGGGCACUCCUCUCGAGACGCACAUUCUUCAUAAACUAAAACACGACCUGCUUUCGGUUCCUCAGAUGCUCGGAGACAUUUCAUGUGCUGUUGAUGGUUUUGAGAGUAUUUCGCCAGAACACGCUCGCCAUCCGACACGUACUGCACACCUCAGUCGUCACUGUUAGACAGCAUCGGACGACUUCGCAUCAACAAUUAGCUGCUCGAAGUGAGUGGCUCCAAGUCGUCACCUCAUGGACGCCAGUCAGUGAGAUACCUUUUGUAAACCAUGUACGAAAUUGGCACCCCACGGGCCAGUGGACCGCCUGGCUGAAUUCGACCUUGGCGAGAGCUUACUUACCAACUGCCGAAUAACGAGAGCGGGUCACACUGUGCAGACCUGGCGAUGGACAGUGAUCGCGAGUGGACGACGGGAUUUUUAAAACACAUGAGCUAAGAGAUAAAGUAGUAUCAGUUGGACAAGUGGAAUACGAGGGAUGUAUUCAGUGAGUUUAUGGGACAUGCUAUCAACGUGAGGGCCGGAAAAGAAUAUAAAAUCGGUGCUGAUGAUGACGGUGUACGUCAGCAACAGUAAGUAUCCGUCGCGUUCGGCGUUCGAGUGAAAAGAACAGGUUCGUGCGACAGGAACUACCCACUCCGAAAGCUGUGUUGGGCAUCGGGGAGACGGUGAUGUUGCUCAAGGAACUGUAUCAACGCUUUCUUAGUGAUCGUCUCCAUGAUUUUACAGCAGAUGGAGGCAAGACUCACUCGCAGACACCCGACUUCCACCCUUAAAAAGAUGAGCGAUUGUAGCGGGCCUCCAAUCAGAGGGUAGGCACCCAGUAGCAAAUGACGUUUGGAAGAGCAAGGCUAACGGUUUGGGCAUUUCGGGGCUACCUCCUUUAGCAGCUUGGCCGGGAUUGCAUCAGGGCCUGGGAAGGUCGAUUCCCUCAGGUUUAACAACUCUGUCUGAACGAUUGCUUCGGCGAAAAAGACCGUUUCAAUGGUACGCGUUUCUUCGUCCUCACAAGUGGGGGAGAAAAAAUCGGGUUGACUUGUCGCGACGAACUGAGAGUACCGAGAGAGAUGUUCAGCCUUAUCCUUGUUAUCUAAGAUUUCCGCACCUUCGGCUGUUCGCAGCAGUGGGAGGGCAUCUUUGUUCCGCGCGCUCUGCCUUAUAUAACUGUAAAUGACUUUUUUAGAGUUGCGAAAAUUCCCAUUGUAAAAUUCAAAAGACAUUUUGGCGAGCAUACGUCUGCUUUCGAUAAAUUCUCUUCAGGCCUGUGCAUUUAUAUGGCUAUUGAAGUAAUGAAUUAAAAGAUACGGGCAAGUAGAUAAUUAAGCUGUAGCUCGGGUUUGGAGAGGGGAGGGGGAGAGUGAAACACCACAAUUCCAGUCGGCGCCCCGGAGAAGGUGGUUCCCGGCGAAGGUAAUUACAUGCGGGUGGUUGGCUUGGUGGCUUUGACACAUGGUAACUGUGGGACCUGUACGAAGUUCUUCUGUGCGCAUAGGACCGGUCGGCGUAGCCUGAUUGCAGCCGCCUCUGCCGUAGCCAACAAGCGCUGUCCAAGCAGUUUUGGAUAACUUGAUGGGACCUUGUAAAUCACUCUGAAGGCCUCUCUGGCGUCUACACGGUGGUCUGUGUCUACCAUGUGCGCGAGGAUCGAGCUGUUGAUAUUUGUCCCUUUCCUAACCAUGCUGGGAGGUGUUCUUUCAUUCUUUCGGAUAACCGCCGGCUCGAGCGACCAAUAUAUUCUGCCCCACAGGAGCAGGUGAAAGAAAUAAUGCACAUAGGGGUGGUCUGAGCUGGUAGUUUGUUCUUGCCCUCUCCGUAUAGGAUGGGACUGGUGGAGAACAGUACACGGGUGUCAGCUGCUGGAAAGGUCUGUGAGACAGCUUGGGUAAGGCGUCUUCCUAAGAGCUCACUUUAUGCAUCCCCUUAGAAUGGGACCCUGAUAAAAAGCCUUUUCUUUAUUGCCGUCAGUAUCGGGGGCUUUUGCGGUCUUUCGGCCAUGUUCUUAGCAAUGAAUCGAUCAGGAUACCCGUUUUGGCAAAAGAGGCUUUUGAUGAUCUUCAGCUCUUUCUCAAUGCUAUCAGCUGAACAGAUUCUUCUUACUCUUUCUGCCAAACACCGGACUAAAUUACGUUUAACGUUUAGCGGUACGAAACUCCCAAAAUGAGUGAAUUGUCCGGACCACGUUUUCUUGCGAUAGACGCUGCGUCGAAUGCUGCCGUCAGGUCUUCUACUCAGAAGCACAUCCAGAAAGGGAAGUGAACCGGACUGUUCUUCUUCCAGAGUGAAUUUUAUUGAUGGGUGCGCCUGAUUUAUGUCAUCCAGUAGAAUUGAGAUGUCGGUUAGUUUCGGUGCAAUCGCGAAUAUAUCAUCCACGUAUCGCCCAUAGUAUCUUAGACCGUUGAUCUGGUGACGUAGCUGGAAAGCUUCUAACCUUCCCAUGAAUAUAUUCGCCAAAAGUGGGCCAAGGGGUGAGCCCAUUGCUACGCCGUCCAUCUGCCUAUAUAGAUUGUUGUCGAAUAGAAACUGCACGUUCAAGGUACACCUCAAUAACAAUUCCUUGAGGGCAUUCACUGGCAUUCCUAUAUCAUGUUGAUUGUCGGUAAUGAAAUCACAAAGGUAGUUGACCGUUUCCGUUACCGGUACGUUCGUAAAAAGGGACGAGACAUCUAAUGAAAACAUGACCAUUUCGUUCAGAUAGAAGUCUUUCACGCCGUUAAUGAAUUCAAAAGUAUCUCGAUAGCUAUGUGGCGCCAGUUGAUACUGCAGAGGCUUAAGUUUCUUCGCCAGCCAUUUCGCCAUUAUAGCGAGUUCCUCAUAUCGAGGAUUGGACGAACCCUUACGCCAUCUUUGUGGAUCUUCGGCAAACCAUAUAAUCGAGGUAUAUGCGUACGGACGGGUCGGAGGCGCCCUACGUCGUGUUCGCUCAUGCAACAAUCCGCCUGAAGUCUUUUCAAGCAGUCAGUCAGUUGUGCUUCAAUCUCAUCUGUACGAUCCUCCUCCUCUGUCUUUCGAAACUUUUCCUGAUCCGACAGAAUUGACUGUAUGUUCGUAAUAUAGUCUACCCUGUCCAUCAAAACAACGCCGGUUCCCUUAUCUGGCCUAGUUAUCAGAACGUCUCUGUUCUGCCGGAGCUGCUUUAACUUCUCAAUGUGUGACUUCGUCAGCAAGCCCCGAUAUGUCUGACGACUGUUCAGGUAUUGAUAAGAGCAAUUGACUAACGUAGACUUAAGAUGUUGUACGCUCUCUGUCGAAACUGGCUGAAGGCCAUGUGUUUGAUUCAAGAGGUUCUCGAAUUGCGUCUCUACCUCUAGCUGGUUGGGUUUCUGGCGAGGACAGCAAAACUUAGGACCCAACGAUAAGGCUUCAAUCGAUGUUUUAUCGAGAGAUAUGGACGAAUAAUUGUAUACGUACCCACUUGGAUCCGCAGGAAUCUUAGAUUGUGGUUUGCCCUCAUGAAUACUCCGAAGAAGGGAGGCCCUCUUGAUUUCUCCACGUUUGUCUUUGGAACUAACUAUGGCGUGGUUUAAAAGAUCCUUUUCGAAGACUUGCCUAUAUUUGGCAAUGGAAAUUUUGACCCGGUUUCUCUGCAACUGUAACUGUUUAAGGAUUCAGGCGUCCGAUCAAUGAGGGUCUUUUUCCAUGGUUUCCUCUCAUUAAUUUCCUUAAGGACGGAGUCAACCUAUGGGGUCUAUUCGUAAGUAUUCUGCGCAUGAUUGGGCAGUGGUUGGAGAUGAGGCUGUGGACUAUCUCUUUGAACUAACACCAACUCUCUCCAGUAUCGCCAGAGUGUGGAUUCCCAAUCGAUAUGACGAAGAUCCCUUUUCAUCUGUUCGAAAUAGCCAAACAGAAAAUGACGCCCUAGCAUCGUGUUUGACCUGCUCCGCAGUAACACAAAGCUGUAAAUGCACGUUGAAGAGUUCUUCGUGAUGAAGAAUGGGAUCAGUGGGGAAAAUUAGUCUUAUCCUUACUUUUCGGUACGCGCGCGGAAUAGUAGGGUUCAGACGACGCAGGAGUUCUCUGCUUAACCUUAUUUGCUGGGUCAGUAGGUUUUAUGCGCAUCUGUGAUUUGGUUGUAGAACGGCGCGCCUGUCCGAUCUUCGGUGGAGUUUGCCGUCGAACGCGAACGUCCUUCUGGAAAUCCCGUGAAUCGGGUUCCACUGCCAGCCUCUAUACAGGGCUACUUCCCCAACGACGAGGUCAAACUUCCACUCCUGAGCUUUUUGAAAGAGUACGUUUUCUUAUUGUCCGUUUGUAGGCUCAUAUUUUGCUUUUCUGGCCCGUGAAUGCCAUCGUGCGCCUUAUUGGCAUUUCCCUUCCCUCAUUGGAUGUUUUGACUCAUUGAUGGGUACCGGGAGUUUUACCUAGGUUACUGGGCUUGCUCUUACCGCCGUUUCAUUUUUCAGGUACUUUGCAAGGUACGACUGCUCGCCCCGUGGCACCAAUUUGAUUUCCUACUACACCCCAGCAUCCAUUCUUACCUGCUCUCUUAAUGGGACCUCCCACGGUUCCAAUCGGGGCGUAAUGGAAACCAUUGAGGUUUGCAGUGGUGAUGGUGAACCCCAGAAGAAGAUGGUGCUCAUGACUGGACACCUGGACGACUCCUACUUCAAGAAUAAUCGCAACAUCCUACGAUGCCGAGAUGAAGGCCGACGUAAAGAGCUGGUCUCCGUCGGGACUGUGUCUAUUUGCUCCGCCCUGGAACGAUUUCCCGCCACCGAACAUCUCUUGGAGUCCUUCUCUAUUGAUGUGAUCUUUCACUCGGUCAGUUCCGUUGCGCCCUCUGUCGCUAUCGAGCUAGCUAACCAGCACUACUCGUUGUCUAAUGCUCCUCUUUUUGUUAGGCAAAUCAAAUGCUUUUCAACGUUACUGGGGUGUUCUAUGAAGUGAAGCAGCCGGCGAACGCGAAUUCAGGCCUUCGCAAGGUACUCCGCUGCUUUGCCCGUACGAUGGUUCUCGUGGCGCCUGGUGGACACAUUCUCCAGGACGACCUCAUCAUUUCCAAUCCCCCCGACUCUCUCGUCCAGGUAGGCUGAACUGAGCGUCACUCAGCUCAAGACUAACCUAUUUCUAUGCAAAAUGGGUCUUCUUGAAUACCUAGUAAACGCUAUUAAACUGAUAUAGUACUGAGCAUUAGCUGAUCCCUUGGAGUCCCGGUAAUAUCUCCUAUAACUUCGUUUUCUUCUAAAAUCCAGCGGUACAUUCGCGACGUGAAGAAGCAGUCACUCCUCAAUGCAGUGUCUGUUCCUCCCCCACCCUCGGCACCCUCUGGCUCCUUCAUCAGCACCGGCCCCAAUGCAAACCUUGCGGAUCGAGAUGUUGUGCUGGCAGAAUUUCGACGUCAAACGGGCAUGAACGCUACGUACGCUCGUCAGUGCCUCGAGGAAUUUGGUUGGAAUUUCGAAACCGCCCUUAACAGUUUCCAGAUCGCACACAGUGCGAACAAAAUUCCCCCCUCAGCUUUUGUUCCAGAGUAG